AUGUCGCUGGCCAUGAAAGCUCGGCAGAAAGUGAGGAGGAAGGCAGCGCCUAAAGACCGGGUCUUUGGGUGUGACCUGGUGGAGCAUCUCCAAUUAUCUGGUCAGGAUGUCCCCCAGGUCCUGAAGAGCUGCACAGAGUUUGUAGAAAAGCAUGGGAUAGUGGAUGGCAUCUACCGGCUGUCAGGAGUCUCAUCAAACAUCCAGAAACUAAGGCUCGAAUUUGACACCGACCGCCUCCCUGAUCUCAACAAAGACAUCUAUCUGCAGGACAUCCACUGCGUGAGCUCCCUCUGCAAGGCCUACUUCCGGGAGCUGCCCAACCCUCUCCUCACAUACCAGCUGUACGACAAGUUUGCGGAUGCUGUGGCCAUUCAGCUGGAAGAGGGGCGGCUGGUAAAGAUCAAGGAAGUGCUGAAGGAGCUGCCACCACAACACUACAGGACCUUGGAGUUCCUGAUGAGGCAUCUGGUCCACAUGGCAUCCUUCAGCGCCCAGACCAGCAUGCAUGUGAGGAACCUGGCAAUCGUUUGGGCUCCCAACCUGCUCAGGUCCAAGGACAUUGAGGCAUCCGGCUUUAAUGGCACCGCGGCCUUCAUGGAGGUCCGCAUCCAGUCCAUUGUGGUGGAGUUCAUCCUCACCCAUGUGGAACAGCUUUUUGGAGACGCUCCUCUCUGCGCAGGUAGCCGUGAAUCUCUCAGGAAAUCCCUCCUUUUGGGGUCACCGACAGCCCUCUUCGAUGACAAAUACUACUUUCCCUGCAAUGUCCCAACUAUGCUGAACCAGGGGGAUGGUCCUCCACAGAUGCGCCCAUACCACACCAUUAUUGAUCUCAACGACAAUAAAAGAAAGGGCUCCCUUAAGGCAAAGAGAUGGAGGUCCAUCUUCAACCUUGGCCGAUCCAGUAAUGACUCAAAGCGCAAGUUGAACAAGUCAGAGGAAAAAGUAGACAAAAUGCGACUGCGACCAGCCAAAAGCAUGGAUUCCCUGAGCUCUAUGCCAUGUGUGAGUGAUGAUGUUGCUCAGCUGGGGAGAAAGAGGUCCCAGAUGCAGCUCCUUCAAGGCCGUGAGAGUUUUAACAGCCAUUUGUCGCAGGACAGCAGCUUCCUGGAGUCGGAGAAGAUCAAAGCUGAGGAAGGGACGGGCGAAUCCGAGGGGGAAGCCACCGCCAAGUCAGAGCCCACCACCCCAAAAGCCAGCAGGUCCAGCCUCGUUGGAGUGGCCCCUCAAGGGCGAUCACCCCAGUCUGCACGGAGCCGAGCAGAGAAGUGCGCUGGGGUUCACAUCUCGGGGCCUUUCUCUGUCAUGGUCCCUUUCCACAUAACUUCAAACCUCACUUUGUCCCGAUUGACUCGGGGGCUGGAGUGCCCUGCCCUGAGCCACUGCUCCUUGGACAAGGAGGCUCCUGAGACUUCUUUGGCCACAGAGGAAAUACUUUCUUCGAAGCAGAAAGAAGACAUGCCCAAGCUGACGUCUGAGAUCAGCAUCGACAAGAGAGAUCCUUCAGGUAAGUCAGCCGUGGAAAGCUCGCUGGACUUGGAGGAGAACCAGUUGUCCCUGGAAGUCCAGGAUUCCUUUGCCUUCCUUGACAGCCAGGAUGCUUGGCUGGUCGACAGCCUUGAGAGCGACCAGCCCUGGAAGAGUCCGUACACGGCCCCCGAUUUUGCAGGCGGAGAGAAGGAUGGCUUCCCAGCCAUGGAUGAUGAUAUGGGUAGCGGAUUCAUGAAUGAGAUGAUGGGAGAAAGCUGGCAGAUGGAGACAUUUUCUGCUGCUCCAUCACUGAAUUAUCUGUCCAUCGAGGAGUGUAUGAAUGAGCAUUCAGAUGAGGAAGAUGACCAGUACUAUCUGGCCACAAGCUGUUUGGAUAAGGAGCACUCCAAGGAGGCGGACUCUGAAGAAGUCUACCUGAGCGCCUAUGAUGAUCUCAGCCCUUUAGCUGAUGAACUAAAACAUUUUCAGCAUCUUCAAGAAGCUCCUGAUGCCCCUCUCAUAGGACAUUUGACAGAAAAUCAACCCAUCAGUCUGGCUGGAGAGACUUCACCUGGAGACCCACCAGUAUUUGAAGCAGAGAUGGAACUUUUGCCAGGCAGCCCUCCUGCAAAUGACCCACAAUUAGAUGAUUCGCAUCUAGGUUCAGAACUAAAAAGCCUGAUAGAGGAAGAGGAUGGGGUCUCCCUGAGUUCCAAAAGUGAUUCCCAUGAGUUGGAAACAUCUGAGAAGAAUGGAACCAAAGCCGCCAAGGUAAAGCCCAGUUUGCCUUUGUCUCUGCAAGCAGAAGAUGCAAAUACAGGAGAAGAAGAUGACCUCCUUCUUAAAAAGGGCUGUUUGCUUCAAGCAGAAUACCCUAUCAGAGUUUCAGAAGAAAACCAGGAAAAAACUCUGGCUCCAGAUCACAGAACUGAGGCAACUCAACCCAGCCUCAAGAAUGAGCAGCAACUACAUGCUCAGGUGGCAUCAGAAACUGAGCAGGUUCAGAGGCCUCCUUGCAUGUCCAGCUUAGAGGCUGAUGGACCAACUCCAGAGGUUGUUGGAACAUCUGAUGAGCAUGUGGACUGUGAGUUCCUACUUCAAGAGGCCCAGCAGCUCCUGAGCAGAGAGAUUGCCCAACUGGAGAUUUCCCAAGCUGCUUCAUCACUGGAAGAUCAAAGUUUGACUGGGACUCACAUCCAGGUUGCUCCCUCAUCAGGCAGUACAUCUGAAAUGCCAUGUUCUGAGACAUACCCUCUGUCUGCCCCUUUGCUCGACUUGAGUCUUGAACAAGCUGCUUGGUCCCACACAUCCCUUCCCUAUGUCCCUUUAUCUGACGAUUGCACUGAAUCUUCUUCCUUGUUGCUCGUGACUUCUUCCCGUAAGAGCUGCCCAGAAGGUCUUCUGCAGAAACCUUUUUAUGCACCACCAGAAGAAGCUUCAGCUGUCCCCAAGCACAAUGUUCAACCGGAUGGAAGUGUCUCCAUGAGAAAGACCUCCAGCACCGUCAGAGUCCAGCAGGCGAAAUCUUUCCCGGUUGUGCCUCCGAAGCCACAGUUUGCCAUGAUCCCUCCUUCUUUAAUGCCAAUCUCUCCUUCCAAGGAAGCAUUCAUCCUGUGGCCUGACCCACCAAUAUCAGAUAGAAGUGAUGGAAAUGAGAAAAAGAAUGGGUCCAAUGAGGACACUACGCACAAACCACCUUGCCCCAUCAGCUUGACCACCAAUAGCAAUGAAUCUGUAGAAACUCUUCUUGCAUCUUCUGAGAUGCCCACCUCUCCAGGUAACCACCUCAGUGGUUCGGGGACCCUUCAGAAGCAGCGGAAUUCUAUGCCGGUGUGUCUAGAGAAAUAUGACAGGGAUGAUGAGAGCAGAGGGAACACCCUCCAAAAUUUGCAGUGCUCCUCGCCUCUAAGUUUGGAUAAAUGCAGCCAUUGGUCCAAGUAUGAGCUCAGUGGAGAUGACCUCCAGAAUAUGAAGUGCUCCCUUCCAGUGAAUUCAGAUAAAUGUUGUGGAAAUUCUAAGAGAGACGACAGGAAGGGGGAGCCACCCCAGAAGCAUCAGCUGAAGAAGCACGAGGAAAGCAGCCAGGCUGCCUCUCAGAAGCAGAGGUGGACCAGCUGGCGCAAUGGGGGGAGCAUGUCCUUUGAUGAGGCUGUUGCCCUUGCCAAAGAGAGGCACGUGGCUCAAGCGCCAGUGAGGAGGAUGCAGACCUAUUGCUAUGGAGAUAUCGAAGGUCCACAGGGCCUCCCCAGAUCAGAAAAGCCUCCCCCUUUUCCAAAACCUGCCCUGAAACCCUUAGGGCAGCGCCUACUGAGACCUCUGAGCUCCACAGGCACAGCUGCGUCCCCAGAGGCUCUUCUUUCGGGGAAACCAUUUCUCGCUCAAGCAUCAUCGGACGUCACCUUGGAAGGUCAACUUUCACCUAACCAGGAAGCUCCUUUAGUUACUUGUGACCUUCUGCCCAGGAGCAGGCUGAGCUUGCCAAGGAUAGGAAGGCGCUUAUCGAUGUCAGAAGAGAUACCGGGUGCAGGGCGAUAG
Euleptes europaea (tarantolino) is the source of this 4002-nucleotide messenger RNA. It is a transcript of the gene ARHGAP30, whose product is annotated as Rho GTPase activating protein 30. Gene Ontology annotation, biological process: small GTPase-mediated signal transduction. Bases 1 to 4002 code for a protein of 1333 amino acids. Gene Ontology annotation, molecular function: GTPase activator activity. Lineage: Eukaryota; Metazoa; Chordata; Lepidosauria; Squamata; Sphaerodactylidae. The record is from RefSeq and is a predicted model, not a curated record. The transcript is spliced from 12 exons.